This is a messenger RNA of Elaeis guineensis (African oil palm), 1699 nucleotides long. RefSeq names its product ammonium transporter 3 member 1. Gene Ontology annotation, biological process: ammonium transmembrane transport. NCBI's taxonomy places the organism in Eukaryota, Viridiplantae, Streptophyta, Magnoliopsida, Arecales, Arecaceae. The record is from RefSeq and is a predicted model, not a curated record. Gene Ontology annotation, cellular component: plasma membrane. Gene Ontology annotation, molecular function: ammonium channel activity.
AUGGGGGACGCGGUGCCCCUGGCGUACCAAAACACGACGGUCGCCCCCGACUGGCUGAACAAGGGCGACAACGCAUGGCAAAUGAUCUCGGCGACGCUGGUCGGCCUCCAGAGCGUGCCGGGCCUCGUCAUCCUCUACGGCAGCGUGGUGAAGAAGAAGUGGGCCGUCAACUCCGCCUUCAUGGCUCUCUACGCCUUCGCCGCCGUCUGGAUCUGCUGGGUCACCUGGGCCUACAACAUGUCCUUCGGCGACAAGCUCAUCCCCCUCUGGGGCAAGGCCAGGCCCGCCCUCGGCCAGAAGUUUCUCAUCGAACAAGCCGUCCUCCCGGCCACCACCCACUACUACCACAACCACACUACCGUCGAGACCCCCACGGCCACACCCUUCUUUCCCAUGGCCUCCAUGGUCUACUUCCAGUGCGUCUUCGCCGCCAUCACCGUCAUCAUCCUCGCCGGCUCCCUUCUCGGCCGCAUGAACAUCAAGGCCUGGAUGGCCUUCGUACCUCUCUGGCUCACCUUCUCCUACACCGUCGGCGCCUUCUCCCUCUGGGGUGGCGGAUUCCUCUUCCAGUGGGGUGUCAUCGACUACUCCGGCGGCUAUGUCAUCCAUGUCUCCUCCGGCAUCGCCGGCUUCACCGCCGCCUACUGGGUUGGGCCGAGGCCGAAGAAGGAUAGGGAGAGGUUUCCACCUAACAACGUGCUGCUGAUGCUUGCUGGGGCUGGGUUGCUGUGGAUGGGGUGGGCUGGAUUCAACGGAGGGGACCCGUAUGCAGCUAAUAUUGACUCGUCCAUGGCGGUGCUGAACACGAAUAUAUGCGCAGCCACGAGCCUUCUGAUGUGGACGACGCUGGAUGUGAUCUUCUUCAAGAAGCCGUCAGUUAUUGGAGCAGUUCAGGGGAUGAUUACUGGGCUGGUUUGCAUCACUCCUGGUGCUGGAUUGGUCCAAGGUUGGGCAGCUAUAGUGAUGGGCAUUCUCUCCGGGAGCAUCCCUUGGUUCACGAUGAUGGUGGUCCACAAGCGUUGGACCCUCCUCCAGAAGGUAGACGACACCCUUGGCGUGUUCCACACCCACGCCGUCGCCGGCUUCCUCGGCGGCACCACCACCGGCCUCUUCGCGGAGCCCACCCUGUGCUCUCUCUUCCUCCCGGUCACCAACUCCCGCGGCGCAGUCUACGGCGGCUCCGGUGGCGUGCAGUUCCUCAAACAGAUCGUCGGCGCCGGCUUCAUCAUGGGGUGGAACGUCGUCGUGACGACGAUCAUCUGUGUGGUCAUACGGCUGGUGAUGCCGCUCCGCAUGUCGGAGGAGCAGCUGACGAUCGGCGACGACGCCGUGCAUGGGGAGGAGGCGUAUGCAUUGUGGGGUGAUGGGGAGAAGUAUGACGCCACGAGGCACGCAUGGUAUUCUGAUGACACACAGCAUCCCAAGGUCUCCAGUGGUGUAACUCAAAAUGUUUAGGGAGAAGGAAGGGGGAGGGUUUGGUAAAGAUGUGUCAAGAGGGUGUUGGGAGCUCUGGUAGUGAUCGUUGUGUGCAUUAAUAUUGUUGAGAGGGUGGUGGUGGGAUUAGUUUGAUCUAUUUUUUGACGAUUGUUUUGGUGAGGCAAGUGGUUUAGGGACGUUGCCUUAAGAACAUGUUGAAUUUUUCUGGAUUUUGUCUAAGGGUUUUUGUUUUCUGCAUGAGAAACUACGUGCAUUGUUUUAA